AUGGCAGACAAAAACGACGCCUGUCCCGUUGACCACAAGACCCGCGACGCAUGGCUCUCCCAAGCCCGUGAAGCCGAAGCCGCAAAGGCGAAAGCGCAACCAGAAAAAUGCCCCGUCGAUCACACAGCGCAGCAGCAGCCGAAAUCGUGGACACAGACUUUUACUUCCUAUCUAUGGUCUUCGCCAGCAUCUUCGUCUACACCUGCGCAUAAACCUACAUCAAACGGUGGUCUUGAUACGGACCGAGUUGUUUCUACGAUCCCUCGAACUACAGGCGAUGCUGCGGCGUGUCCCGUCGACCACGAAAAGGAACCUGCGAGACCAAAGAACCACGAGAUGGAAACUGGCAUGGACCCCUCAGGAAACUGGGUGUAUCCUUCGGAGAAAAUGUUCUUCGAGGCGAUGAAGCGAAAGGGUUAUGAUGCGAGGGUAGCGGAUAUGAAGACCGUUGUGCCAAUCCACAAUGCUGUCAACGAAAGAGCUUGGAAGGAGAUAAAGGAAUGGGAAGCGCCAUACCUCGAGGGAACAACAUGUGGUGGCCCUAAGCUCGAAUCUUUCGCCAACAAGAUGGAUCGCAUGACUCCUACAGCUCGCAUUAAGACCAUGAUAGGCUACACUGCGCCGUUUGAUCGUCACGACUGGGUUAUCGACCGCUGUGGAACAAGGGUUGACUAUGUCAUUGACUUUUACGCUGGAAGGCCUGACGGCAGGGGUGGACCUAGUUUUUAUCUCGAUGUGCGGCCAAAGUUGAAUACGUGGGAGGGUGUCAAGAUGCGAGCCAAGCGAUGGGCUUUCCUGGCAUGA
This is a messenger RNA of Fusarium pseudograminearum CS3096, 804 nucleotides long. RefSeq lists its product as uncharacterized. Gene Ontology annotation, cellular component: mitochondrion. Gene Ontology annotation, biological process: cytochrome c-heme linkage. The transcript is spliced from 2 exons. Gene Ontology annotation, molecular function: holocytochrome-c synthase activity. Bases 1 to 804 code for a protein of 267 amino acids. The record is from RefSeq and is a predicted model, not a curated record. NCBI's taxonomy places the organism in Eukaryota, Fungi, Ascomycota, Sordariomycetes, Hypocreales, Nectriaceae.